Molecule: messenger RNA, 751 nt
Organism: Mycotypha africana
Lineage: Eukaryota; Fungi; Mucoromycota; Mucoromycetes; Mucorales; Mycotyphaceae
Product: C2 domain-containing protein
Exons: 1
Coding region: 133-531 (132 amino acids)
Molecular function (GO): calcium ion binding
Source: RefSeq, a predicted model, not a curated record
AAAAAAAAAAAAAAAAAAAAAAACCAACCAACUUGGGAAAAUACACUAUAUAAAGCGCGCGUUGGUUGAGCCCAUUUUUUUGUUUUUUUUGCUUUUCUUUUCCACUUUUUCUCUUUAUCAUCCUCAUUCAACAUGUUUGGUUAUUCUACUCCCAAGGGCGUUCUCACUGUCAAGCUCAUUGAAGGUCAAAAGCUCCACAAGGAAGAUUCUUUCGGUCACAACGACGCUUACGUCGAACUCUGGUUCAACGAUGAUUACAAGCAAAAGUCUGAAGUCUUCAAGAACUCUGAAAACCCUGUUUGGAACAACACCUUUGUCUUUAACAUUGCGGAAGGCUCUCAUGAUCACAAGUUAAAGUUCAAGGUCCUCGAUAAGGACGUCGCGGACGAUGAUAAGAUUGGUGAAGGUUCUCUUGACUGUAAGCCCGCUUUCGAAGGUGAAGUGAUGGAUGAAUGGGUCAAGUUGCCUGCCAAGUUGGGUCUCACCAGCCACGGUGAACUUCACUUCCAAGUCCAAUUCAGUCCCGAGUAAAAAAUAAACCUCCCCCGUUUCCUAUGUAGAAAACAAAAAGUUUCUCGCCUUUUGUUUGUGAGUAUGUAUAUAUGAAAACACACACACACGUCACAAACAUGUGUGUGUGCCUAUUCUAUUUACCUCGAAUAUAUAUCAUUUUGUAUCAUUCUUUUUUCCCUGAAAAAAAAAAAAAAACUACGCAUAACGAAUAAUAAACCAUUUUUUUAUUUAAAAAAAA